GGCUGGGACAGAGGAGCUGACAGGGAUGAACAGCAGCUUCUUCCUCCUGAAACUAUGAGUUACCCUGGAGUUCAGACACUUUGAAAACAUCAUGUGGGACAACACAUGAGGAUGAGCGGACAUCUGCAUCUUCCCGAGUUCACAGGAACUAAAAGAGCAACAGUCUUCAUGAUGAACUGUGCUGUGAUUCUUCUAAUAACAUCAAGCUGCUUCACCUGGUCUUCAGCUCUAUACAGCCCGCACAGAGCAGCAGCAUCCAAGAAGCUCAAGUACCUCCUCGAGCCGCCUGUGUACGCCGAGGUCGUCGCCCAAAGGGGAGAAAACGUCACCUUGCCAUGUAUCCUGAGAACCAAACCCAGCCAUUACAAAGUGAAAUGGACAAAGCUGGAGCCAGAACACGUGGGGCAAGAGAACAUUAUCAUGAUAUCAAAUGCACAUGCCCACAAGCCAUACGGCCAUCUCGGCCCGCGGGCUUCUCUCCGGAAGGCUCACACCAUGGACGCCUCCCUGCAGCUCAGCCACCUUGAGCUGGAAGAUGGCGGCACGUAUCGCUGUGAGCUUGUCAACGGCAUCGAGGACGAAAGUGUCGUCAUUACUUUGAGGAUUGAAGGUGUGGUGUUCCCAUAUCAGAGCAAAAGUGGCCGCUACAGAUUCACCUUCCGUGAAGCUAAAGAGGCUUGUGCCGAGCAAGAUGGCACAUUAGCUUCCUACAACCAGCUGUACAGGGCAUGGACGGAGGGUCUGGACUGGUGUAAUGCCGGUUGGCUCAGCGAUGGGACCGUUCACUACCCCAUCAUUCAUCCUCGUCCUGCCUGUGGAGGGGAGCUGCAACCCGGCAUUCGCACUUAUGGACCAAAAGAUAAAAAUAUCGAUCGCUUCGAUGCCUUCUGCUUCACCUCCCAGACAUCUGGCUCUGUCUACUACUUGUCAGGGUCUUUCUCCUUCGAGCAGGCAGGACACGCAUGUCAGCGUCAGGGAGCUGAGCUGGCGUUGGUCGGCCAGCUUUACUCGGCCUGGCAUUUCAAAAAGUACGACCAGUGUGACGGCGGAUGGCUGAGAGACGGCAGUGUACGGUUUCCCAUCAGCAACCCCAGGGAACACUGUGGCGGCAUCCCUGAAGCGGGGGUGCGCUCAUUUGGAUUCCCCAAAAAGACGACGUAUCUGUACGGUGCCUAUUGCUACAGGUAGCCCAAAACAAAAACAACUUACAUCAGUGUCUCAACAGAGCUGAGGGUCAGAGCAAAAUGCCUGAGUGGCCCAGAAUCCACUGCACAGCAUUCACAGCUUGAUCCACCAACGGAUAGUCCUGAACAAGAAACCUCCCAUCUGAAGCCGCAGGCAAUUACUGACAGGAGAAUUAUAAGGUUAUAUUUGAAAUCAAAUAUCUUUAAAUUAGUCACAUACUUUAGACUCAUUUCUAAAACAAAGACCCCAUUUCUAUCUGACUUGAUAGAUGCAGAGAAUAUAUAGGACUAAAACAUGGGGUUGAUUUUGGCUUAUUCCAUAUGAGACAAAGACAAAUUUACAUCAAACUGAGAUAUAGAGACAAGCGACACAUCUCUACUUACACCCACUGUACAAAAGUAAAGCCAAAAUAUCCUGGAUACGGCUGCUGCCAUUUUGCGCUAGUCAUUUGGAGCUAGAGUCUGCGCAGGAGCAGUCUCCGCCGAUAUAGAGCUCCAUCCAUACACCCAGCCAACCAGUGGCAAGCACUGCUUUUGAUCACGAGCAUACUGAUUAGCACACAUAGCUGUCAAUCAUAAGAACUACCUUAAAUGACAGAAACAGUCUUUGGGAAAAAUUUGACCUUUUUAGUUUGGCUCAUGUCCCAUCCACCGACAUGGAGCCGGCGGGGUUUAUGACCUAUACUGCAGCCAGCCACCAGGCUUCACUUUUGGGGAGCUUUAAUGUCAUCCAUCUUUGUAGACAUGGUGCUUCUCAAAGUCAAGGAAGUAUUCUUAAAUGGAUUAAUUACAAGGAGGCUAUGUCAUAGGACUGUUCCAAUAUCAAGAAUCCUUUGAAUUCUACCGAAGAUCAAGUCGUUCCUUCAGAGAAUUUUCAAGGAUGCAUUUUUGUAUCCUUACCAGACAUGCACUACCCGCAAAUCUUUUCAUACGAUUUGCUGGAAUUAAAAGCAGAGCUUCUUUAAUGACACACACCUGGGCACUUAAUAGCCUGUUACAAUAUAUGUUCCCCAAAUGCUAGGAAGGCGUCUUGCCCAGCUUCUACAGUAGGACCCAACUUGUAAGGACCUUACCUAUCAAGGAAUCAUCCUUGACUUUGAGGAGACUCUGCACAGUAGCAAUCUGCUCCCACCCAUGAAUCCGUCCAACCAAUUGUGAGCAGCACCACUGAUCACGAGCACAAUGAUUGGUAUGUGUCGCUGUCCGUCAUGACGUCAAACCCUCUUUUUACUGCAUCAAAUUACUAAUUAAAACCAAACUAAAAUGUCAGGAACCAUCUUUGGGAAAAAUAAAUUUAUCCUACACUCUGAGUUUCUGGUUUGGUUCAUGUCCCAUCCGCUGACAUGGAGUGGGCGGAGUUUAUGACCUUUACUGCAGCCAGCCACCAGGGGGCAAUCAAGAUGUUUUGGCUUCACUUUUGGAAAGCUCUCAUGUUGUCCAUCUUUAUACACAGACCACGUGAGAUAUAAAAGUUUUUUUCUUUUUUUUUCUACAAGGAUACUUGCAGCAUGCCGACAUGCUGGUAAUUUGAUUCUGGCUGGUAAACCACUAUUUCUACUUCCCCUGUCAGUCUCUUAAAAUUAAUAAUCAUUUAUGAAAUAAUUGUUGGUUUACCAUUGUUUAUUUUGGGGGCACGUACCACUUUGACUAAUGGGAGAAUUGGCAGAAUGACAGAGAAAAACAAAUGUCAUACACACACAAUCAUCUUGCACUAAACCUGUAAUAACAUCUUGACUUUCUGUCAUUGUCACUGAAGGUAAAUGAAACGUUUGGUUAAUGUUGGGUCGAUCACUGCACCUGUUGGCAUAUCCAUUUAACACGAGACUGAACUGCUUCCUGUGAACUCAUUCAAAGACGCUAAAACUCUCAACUGUAAAUAACACUGUUGGUU
Epinephelus fuscoguttatus (brown-marbled grouper) is the source of this 3075-nucleotide messenger RNA. It is a transcript of the gene hapln2, whose product is annotated as hyaluronan and proteoglycan link protein 2. The coding region runs from base 106 to 1188 and encodes 360 amino acids. Gene Ontology annotation, biological process: cell adhesion. The record is from RefSeq and is a predicted model, not a curated record. Gene Ontology annotation, molecular function: hyaluronic acid binding. The transcript is spliced from 6 exons. Lineage: Eukaryota; Metazoa; Chordata; Actinopteri; Perciformes; Serranidae.